AUGAGUGUGGUCGGUUUCGAUUUUGGAAAUGAGAGCUGUGUAGUUGCUGUCGCAAGACAAAGAGGAAUUGAUGUCGUGCUUAAUGAUGAAUCCAAACGUGAAACCCCCGCUCUCGUGUGCUUUGGCGACAAGCAGCGGUUUCUUGGAACUGCUGGAGCUGCUUCGAGCAUGAUGAACCCGAAGAACACAAUAUCGCAGAUUAAGCGGCUGAUUGGGCGGCAAUUUUCAGAUCCCGAACUGCAGCGUGAUCUCAAGCUGCUUCCCUUCUCGGUGGCUGAAGGGCCUGAUGGAUAUCCCUUGAUCCAUGCUCAGUAUCUGGGGGAAAUCAAGACGUUUACGCCAACUCAGCUUCUUGGAAUGGUGCUUUCCAAUCUGAAGACCAUUGCCGAAAAGAAUUUAAAUGCAGCGGUUGUCGAUUGCUGUAUCGGGAUACCUGUUUAUUUCACUGAUCUUCAAAGAAGGGCUGUAAUAGAUGCGGCAACGAUCGCUGGCUUGCACCCUCUUCAUCUCAUUCAUGAGACGACGGCUACUGCUUUAGCUUAUGGUAUCUAUAAAACUGAUUUACCUGAAAGCGAAGCAACAAAUGUUGCGUUUGUCGACGUGGGGCAUGCCAGCAUGCAGGUGUGUAUUGCUGCCUUCAAGAAAGGUCAGCUGAAGAUAUUGGCACAUUCAUUUGACCGGUCCUUGGGCGGAAGGGAUUUUGACGAGGUCCUUUUCAAGCAUUUUGCUGUGAAAUUCAAAGAGGAAUAUAAGAUUGACGUGUAUCAGAAUGCUAGGGCAUGCCUGAGGCUGCGGGCCGCGUGUGAGAAACUGAAGAAGGUUCUCAGUGCAAAUCCAGAAGCGCCCUUGAACAUAGAGUGCUUGAUGGACGAGAAGGAUGUCCGUGGUUUUAUCAAGAGAGAUGAGUUUGAGCAGAUUAGCAUUCCCAUCUUGGAACGUGUGAAGGGGCCGUUGGAGAAGGCUCUUGCUGAGGCCGGUUUGACUACUGAGCACAUACAUUCGGUUGAAGUUGUUGGUUCGGGUUCUAGGGUUCCUGCUAUUAUCAAGAUACUGACCGAGUUCUUUGAGGAGGUAGAGGUUCCAGUCGUAAAAGAGCCGGCGAAGGAGGGUACAAAGAUGGAAACAGAUGAGCCUCCUUCUGCUCCUCCUAACGCUGCUGAAACCGAUGUUAAUAUGCAAGAUACUAAAACGGAUGGUGCUGGAGACAAUAAUGGUGUGCCUGACUCUGGAAACAAAUCAGCUCAGAUGGACACAGAUAAAAAGGUUGAAGCUCCAAAGAAAAAGGUUAAGAAAACCAAUGUACCUGUCUCGGAGAUUAUAUAUGGUGGGUUGUCAGCUGCCGAUGUGCAAAAAGCUGUAGAGAAGGAGUUUGAAAUGGCUUUGCAGGAUCGGAUUAUGGAGGAGACCAAGGACAAGAAGAAUGCGGUUGAGGCUUAUGUUUAUGACAUGCGGAACAAGCUUCAUGACAAGUAUCAUGAGUUUGUAACCGAAUUGGAUAGAGAGCAAGUUAUUGCCAGACUGCAGGAGGUGGAAGAUUGGUUGUACGAGGAUGGUGAAGAUGAAACAAAAGGGGUCUAUAUUGCUAAGCUGGAUGAGCUCAAAAAGCUAGGUGACCCUAUAGAAGAGAGGCACAAGGAGCAUACUGAGAGAGGAGCAGUCAUUGACCAACUCACCUAUUGCAUCAACAGUUACAGAGAAGCUGCUGCAUCGAGUGAUCCCAAGUUCGAUCACAUUGAUCUUGCAGAGAAGCAGAAGGUCCUGAACGAAUGUGUGGAAGCUGAAGCUUGGCUGAGGGAGAAAAAGCAGCACCAGGAUACCCUCCCCAACUAUGCCACACCGGUUCUUUUGUCUGCCGACAUUAGGAAAAGAGCCGAAGCUCUCGACAGGUUUUGCAGGCCAAUCAUGACGAAACCAAAGCCCACGAAGCCAGCCACUCCCGAGCCACCAGCCCAAAGUGGAGAGGCUCAUUCGCAAGGGACAGAAAAUGCCAGCCCGGCCCGGAGUGCCAGCCCAGAAGACAAUGCUGCAGGAUCUGAAAACCAAGCACCACCAGCUGAGGCAGAGCCCAUGGAGACAGACAAACCGCAGACAACACAGACUUAG
Striga hermonthica is the source of this 2103-nucleotide messenger RNA. NCBI's taxonomy places the organism in Eukaryota, Viridiplantae, Streptophyta, Magnoliopsida, Lamiales, Orobanchaceae. The record is from the annotation of a GenBank genome assembly.